Molecule: messenger RNA, 1248 nt
Organism: Capronia coronata CBS 617.96
Lineage: Eukaryota; Fungi; Ascomycota; Eurotiomycetes; Chaetothyriales; Herpotrichiellaceae
Exons: 3
Coding region: 1-1248 (415 amino acids)
Biological process (GO): positive regulation of translational termination; positive regulation of translational elongation
Molecular function (GO): RNA binding; ribosome binding; translation elongation factor activity
Source: RefSeq, a predicted model, not a curated record
AUGGUGGUUCAAUUGCCCGGCCAACUGGCGAGCAAUCUGGACUUUGACGCCCGAGUUCCCAUCCCAAUCAGUGUCUUCCCGUCUACGUACAGGAGUGACGCUUCUUCUCAGGAAACCACCGUCACCAAGGUAGAAGGGGAAGUCCAACUACCCGGCACCUCCUCGCACGUCGGACGGGAAGAUACUCGAUUCUCCAAGGAGGAAGUCGACCUCACCUACAAAGACGGCCGUCCACGCCGUGACCAGUACACUAAGGAAGAGGUUCGAAUCUCCGAAGAGCGUGGCCGAGUCCGCGACACAGGAUAUCCGGAGGUUGAACUCACACGUGAAAAGUACCGUGCACCAGCCGAAUACAGAUCCGCCGCCAACGCUGACAUCGAAAUCGACCGCCGAGAUACCAGGGACCACGUGGAGGUUGACUACGACCGACGCCAAACAUACGACCGGGCCUACGAAUCCCAGCUAGACAUCACCGAGCGAGACUACCGCCGCCGCACAUCUCCCACCUACGACGUCGAGUACGAACGUCGUCGUCCACAAGCCGAGGUGACUGUUCAGAAGGAAGAAAUCAAAGUUGACCAACCGAUCAAAAGAGACAUGGGUUACUACGACGACGAGGGCAACUACCACAGCUUCCGUCGUGGAGUGGAGCGUGCUGCCGACCGCAUCCUUCAUCCUUUCAGCCAUCACCACGAUCGCGAUCGGGAUGAGGUAGUCAUCACUGAGCGUGAGACUGCAGGCCCGUCUCGCGUCCAGGACGGCCGAGUGGAACAGGUCCGCUACGUCGAGCCUCGUUUCGGCCACCGUGGAGUCCCCAUCCAAUGCCACUUCAUUCGCAUUGGUGAUAUCCUCCUUCUCCAAGGACGGCCUUGUCAGGUCAUUCGGAUCAGCAUGUCUUCCCAGACCGGUCAAUACAGAUAUCUGGGUGUCGACCUAUUCACUCGUCAACUGCACGAGGAGAGCUCGUUCGUUAGCAACCCGCAGCCCAGUGUCGUCGUGCAGACCAUGCUCGGCCCGGUCUUCAAGCAGUACCGCGUCUUGGACAUCCGUGACGACGGUGCCAUUGUCUGCAUGACCGAGACCGGUGAUGUUAAGCACGGCCUGCCUGUUGUCGACCAGGGCGGGCUUUUCAAGAAGAUCGAUCGGGCUUUUGCCGACGGAUGUGGCAGCGUGCGUGUCUUGGUCAUCAACGACGGAGGCCGUGAGUUGAUUGUCGAUAUGAAGAUCAUCCACGGGUCGAGGCUGUAG